AUGCCGUGCGCUGUUGCGGAGGAUUCCCCAACAGAAAAUAUAUCAAGUAUACAUUUGAAAUCUGAGCCAAUACAGAACUUAAGUUAUGAUAUUUUUACAAAAGUUGAAUUUGAAGAUAUUCAUGUCAAGAAUGAAGUUUUGGAUAAAGAAGAACUACAUUAUGAGCCGGAAUCGUUUGUUAAGGAUCUGCAAAUAUCCAAGGAAAUCAAGGAUAAAAAGAUAGUGAAAAAGAAAUCGAAACAGAAGAUUAAAUUGAAGACAAAGAUUAAGUCGGAUGCAAGUAAAGUUGAUACAGAUGUAAAGAUGAAAGAAGAUUUCUUCACUUGUCAAGAAUGUGAGAAGAAUUUUGAUGUGAAAUUGGAUUUGGAGAAACAUAUUAUAGAUGAACAUACAGAGAGGAAGGAAGUGCAGAAUAAUGGUGUAAAGGAAUCUUUGCCAGAGAGACCUCAGUGUGUGGAGUGUGGGAAAGUGUUUAGUUCACGGAAAACAUAUAGAUAUCAUUUAAAUGUUCUCCACAAAGGUCAAAAUAGACACCCGUGUCCAAGAUGUGGUAAGGUGUAUCAGUGGAAAUCAAACCUGGGCAGACAUUUGAGGAGUCAUAAGGCUCGUGAUAGUGGUGAGCUACAUUGUCAUACAUGCGACAAGCGGUUCUCCUCAGUGGCUACUUACAGACAACAUCUACGAGUGUCACGAUCACACGUGUCGGAGACGGACUUCACUUUCAUGUGCAACGAGUGUGGCAAGAAGUUUGUGAACAAAACGAGAUUGAGAGACCACAUCGACUGGGAACAUCUGAAUAAAAUUAAAUUCAAAUGUAGCCUCUGUAAUAAGCCGUUCAAAUGUCACACAUCUCUGUACGUACACAUGAAGAACGUGCACAGGGACAAGGAGAAGAAAGACAACCUGUGUCACGUGUGUGGGAAGUCAUACCAGAACUCAGCCAAGCUCCGUUACCACAUAGUAGCGAUGCAUACAAGCGAGACUCCGUACAGAUGCAGUCAAUGUGGGGCGACAUUUGGUUGGUACUCAUCUCUGUACAGACACAUGAGGGAGGUGCAUUAUAAGAUAAAAGUUCAACCGAAGAAAUCUAAAAAGUUGAAGAAAACAAAUGAAGCGUUGCCGACACAGACCGGAUCUGCAUAG
Molecule: messenger RNA, 1143 nt
Organism: Danaus chrysippus (African queen)
Lineage: Eukaryota; Metazoa; Arthropoda; Insecta; Lepidoptera; Nymphalidae
Source: the annotation of a GenBank genome assembly